UAAAGCUCGUGAACCAGUGUCCUUCAAGGUGCUGAUGCGAACUUACCCCUUUGCAGGCUGCUCUGAACAUGGACAUGCUGAGGAAGUCGCUGUUCCUGCUACUUGUCCUACACAACGUUGUGUACGUGCGUAGCCAGGUGAAUGUUCAGCCAUUUCUCGACGCCUUUUGUAGAGCGAAUGCAGAUAAUAAAGGCUGCCAUAGCAAGCCCUUCGUGGCAGAGGAAAGUGCUGGUGGGACCAUCCCCGAGCCGGGCCAAGACAGCAAUGUGGCGUGCCUGUCGGGGACGAAAAGGUGCACGCAGCUGCCGAAUGUGUGUGUGCCUUCAGACAUCCCCUGCAGUGCCUUAGACGCUGUGUACGUGCGUAGCCAGGCGGAUGUUCAGCCAUUUCUCGACGCCUUUUGUAGAGCGAAUGCAGAUAAUAAAGGCUGCCAUAGCAAGCCCUUCGUGGCAAAGGAAAGUGCUGGUGGGACCAUCCCCGAGCCGGGCCAAGACAGCAAUGUGGCGUGCCAGUCGGGGACGAAAAGGUGCACGCAACUGCCGAAUGUGUGUGUGCCUUCAGACAUCCCCUGCAGUGCCAUAGACGUUGUGUACGUGCGUAGCCAGGCGGAUGUUCAGCCAUUUCUCGACGCCUUUUGUAGAGCGAAUGCAGAUAAUAAAGGCUGCCAUAGCAAGCCCUUCGUGGCAGAGGAAAGUGCUGGUGGGACCAUCCCCGAGCCGGGCCAAGACAGCAAUGUGGCGUGCCUGUCGGGGACGAAAAGGUGCACGCAACUGCCGAAUGUGUGUGUGCCUUCAGACAUCCCCUGCAGUGCCAUAGCCGAAAAACAUAUUCAUACAUCCGCAAUACGACCCAAAUUCCCGCUACGCCCACGACAUCGCAGUUAUCCCUUUCAACUCUUCCUCUUACGACAUUCUGCUGACGGUGUGCAUCGCGGACGAAGUGAUCAGGCCCUCCAGGGACAGGAAGCAAGUGGCGGGAUCUUCGUGCUCGCUGAGAAUCGCCAGACUCCCGAGAGGUUUACGGUCCUCAAAAUGGAGUACGAACUGUCUGGGACUCGCCCCGUCGAACACCUGUCGAGACCAACAGGAUUUUAAGGAGAACCAGUCCUGCGCGCAGUAUGAGGAUAUGUUUUGUCGUUUCGGUGUUUCAUUGGUAUAUUGUACUUUUCCCUUUUCAUUAUACUGUUUGGAAUUACUUUUUUAUCUUCUCCCUCCUUGAUCUUCUUUUCGUUUGUCAUGUUUUCUUUCAGCUCUCUGUCAUAGGAAUCUCCCUGGAAAUGGUGAAAAAUCUUGUUUAGAUAUUUUAAUUGUACUCAUGAUUCUCCCGCUCUCGGUGUUUACCGGGAGGACUUCACCUGGCGGAUAUCAGCACGGGUGUGGACGAGGUGUGGGUGAUAAUGGGCUUGCUCUCCACCGUCAGCACCGGCUCCUCACGUUCCCUUCGUCUACAGCAACGUGGCGAAUGACGCGCAGUGGCUGAAGGAGUGUGUUUUUUCUGACCGCUGCAACACCUUCUCAACCAUCAUUCAAGAAUUUGGAGCUUUUCUCUACCUGUGCUAUAAUGUGAAUCAA
Penaeus monodon (black tiger shrimp) is the source of this 1571-nucleotide messenger RNA. RefSeq lists its product as uncharacterized. The record is from RefSeq and is a predicted model, not a curated record. The transcript is spliced from 9 exons. Bases 69 to 1094 code for a protein of 341 amino acids. NCBI's taxonomy places the organism in Eukaryota, Metazoa, Arthropoda, Malacostraca, Decapoda, Penaeidae.